AUAAACUGCCUGGGGGUGGGCGGGUACUGCUGUGUUUGGAGCUUGAUCCUUAACUCUGGUGUCCAGGGGGGAGUUUUCUACUCUGAGUGGGUCGCCUCUGAGGGUCAAGGGAUCCCAGAGCCAUGUCCCUCACCGACAGUACUGGCCUUGGCAGCAAAUCUGAGAAGCCAGUGUCCUUGAUCUGUGGGUGUGAGCUGAGCAGCGAGCAUGAUUCCUACACCUUCCAGGUGUUGGAGGAGGGGAACUGUGAGCAGCAGCUGGCCCUGAGGACGAUCUGCCUGGGCGAGAUGGCCCGGGAUGAGUUCCACGUGGUGGAGAUCCUGCCAGCUGAGGAGAGCAGUGCUCGUGUCCCGAUGCCCCUCGCCACGCUGAAGCCCUCCGUGCUCCCCAUGGCCACCCUGGUGGGAAUGGAGCUCACACUUCCAGUCACCUUCCACCUGCGAGCUGGCUCUGGUCCCGUCUACCUCAGUGGGCAGCAUGUCUCCAUGGUGUCUGACCUGUCCUGGAAUGAGGAGGAGGAAGAAGAAGAAGAAGAGGAGGAUACUGAGGAAGAGGAGCCAGUAGAGGAGUCCCUUGAGAAGUCCCCCAAGGGCCAAGUUGCCAAGAAGGGCAAUGCUGCCAAGAAGAGGAGGCUGGAGAAAGAGGAUGAGCUCAGGAAGAACAUCUCCCCUGAAGAUCCCUUUCUCAGCAAGGGGCAAGGACCUGGCCGGGGCAGGAAGGGGGCAGUAAAGAAGUAACGGUGCUGUGAUGGAACCCGGCCACAUGCAGAAGAGCAUGGAAACCUGCUGCUUUGCUGUUGCCCUUCCC
Molecule: messenger RNA, 807 nt
Organism: Cuculus canorus (common cuckoo)
Lineage: Eukaryota; Metazoa; Chordata; Aves; Cuculiformes; Cuculidae
Gene: NPM2
Product: nucleophosmin/nucleoplasmin 2
Exons: 10
Coding region: 123-737 (204 amino acids)
Biological process (GO): chromatin remodeling; positive regulation of DNA replication
Cellular component (GO): nucleolus; nucleoplasm; cytoplasm
Molecular function (GO): chromatin binding; RNA binding; histone binding
Source: RefSeq, a predicted model, not a curated record